CAGCUGGUAGUCGGGUGUUGAUCAUGCUCCACGCUUUGGGUUGGAACAAAGAACGGUUCCCAAAUCCUGAACAGUUUCAGCCUGAACGGUUCUCUCCAGAACAGAAAAAACUGCGACAUAACUACUCUUUUAUUCCAUUCAGCGCUGGCCCCCGCAACUGUAUAGGGAAGGCAUACGCGAUGGUGAUCCUGAAGACAGCCCUGGUUCAUAUCGUGAGACGCCUGCGAGUGAAAUCGCACACUAAAAUGUCAGACAUAGAGUACGAGCUGAGGGUUGUAAUGUGCAGCAAGACUCCGCUUCUGGUCACCUUCCAACCGCGAUAGUGACCGUUUUAUUUUAGUCUCCUGUAGAUUAUACGAGUUUAAUAGGUUUAUUUAUUACUAACCUUAGCAGGAACCCUCAUGAAUAUUAUUUUGUGCGUAGAAACCUAAAUAUUAAAUGUAGUGAGUAGUGUUCGCUGUUAGGUAUUUAAAAAAAAUUUUUAACUGCAAAAGUAAUUUUCAAACUUGAAGGCCAUACAUUGAUAAGUAAAUAAAUUUAUGAUGUAAUAUGAUGAAGCCCUACAAGUUUGUUAAACAUAAGUAGACUUAUUAGG
Molecule: messenger RNA, 595 nt
Organism: Homalodisca vitripennis (glassy-winged sharpshooter)
Lineage: Eukaryota; Metazoa; Arthropoda; Insecta; Hemiptera; Cicadellidae
Product: probable cytochrome P450 4ac3
Exons: 2
Coding region: 24-323 (99 amino acids)
Molecular function (GO): oxidoreductase activity, acting on paired donors, with incorporation or reduction of molecular oxygen; monooxygenase activity; heme binding
Source: RefSeq, a predicted model, not a curated record